Molecule: messenger RNA, 2205 nt
Organism: Caenorhabditis bovis
Lineage: Eukaryota; Metazoa; Nematoda; Chromadorea; Rhabditida; Rhabditidae
Source: the annotation of a GenBank genome assembly
AUGUAUGAUGAAAACAUCUGGUUAGUAUCAACAGAUGGAGUUCCUUAUCGAAUUCCUGUGAUCGAUAAUCCCAAUGUUCCAGCUGGAAACACGUGGCACAUUCUGGAAACUCCUGGAAAUAGACCAGUAACAGAAAUUUCGCUGGGAACCUAUUCCUUGUGGUGUACUACUUCUGAUGAAACCUUGUGGUUUUCGCGAGUUACAUUUGAUGAUCCAAAUUACGAUCAAAUUUUGUACGAGAUUUCCGCAGAUGGAUACAUGGACGUCGGAAAAUUAGAGUUUACCAAACUAUCGGUGAACCGAAAAGAUCAGUUGUUCACUAUAUCGGCAAGUGAAGAAAAACUUCAAGUUCGAACAGGAAUCACGAAGGAUGAGCCAUCGGGAAAACGAUUUGUGAAAGUUGUCGAGCGAGCGACGAACAAAAAAUGGAUAUCGGUUAACGUUGCUACGACAAGUUUUUCAAUUAUUCCGGAUUAUUAUAUAUUAGAGAACACAAUUCAAACAAACUUACAAGUUGCGAUGUUUUCAAGAUCAUUGUGGAGACAGAAAAUUCUUGCGCGAUUACAGGAUGUUAAUGAUUUAUCGUAUGCUUUGAUGAACAGCGUUGAAUCGAAAUAUUCAAAAUUACAAUUGACUAGUUCACAUCUUCGUUUUGAAGUCGAUGCUAUUCCUUGUUAUUUUUAUAUUGAUAGGGCUGGAGGAAAGUUUAUAUUUCAACCAGCAAGCGUGGUCAUAAGUUCCACAUUUAUUAUUGUAAAUGUAACCGAAUUGAAUGUUAUUCUUGUUUCCUCGAGCGAUUUACAAACAGCAUAUCCCUCGUUCACACGUGAGCCACAACGAUAUUUGAUUUAUAUUAAGAGAAGAACAAUGGCAGAUGGUAUUUAUCUUUCAUUUACUGAUGAUUCCAUUCGCCAAAAAUGCCUGAAGCGUUUAAAUGACAUUAUUCGUGAAUAUCUUAGCCAAGCUAUUAUUACCGAUGAUAAUCGUUGCUACUGGAGCAUAACAGAUUGGAAUGAAGUUCGAUGGCAUUGUUUGUCAGAACUUAAAAAAGAUCGAACUCCAAUCGAGCUUAAAACCGCGAAGAGUAUAUACGUAGAAGGACAUUUUCAAGAAAUCGAUGUUGGUGCAGGCCGCCAUGUUUGGGCUUUGAAUACUAUGGGACAUGUAUACGCACUUACUCCCGAUUUUAAUCCAUUACUAACCGAAGAGCACGAAUUAGAACAUCGGUUUUUCGACGAAGUGACACUUACGAUGUAUGAAUACCAACAUAAAACUUAUUUCAAGACCGUAGAAGGUUGGAUGUCAGACGGUCAAAAAUGCCCGAAAUUCUUUUCUAGUCUUCCAUCGAAAAAUUGGCGUUGGAUUGAUACAGAAUGGCAUACACAACCUGAGAAUUGGGAAUAUGCUAAAGAAGCGGACGGAGAAUAUUCUGCUCCAUCAACAAGAAGAGACUGGCCGGAUGAUAAGGGAACUGUAGCCGUUGUUGGUCUUACAGUCGAUGGACACCUACUACUUCGGAAAGGAGUUAGAAGUGAUAAUGCUAUUGGUACGAAAUGGAUAGAGAUCCAUGAAAUGGCUCAGGGAAGAACAUCCGCUGGGUGUUGUUGCUUCGCGAACAAUGUCAGAUUUUUAAUAUUAAUUUUGACGGUGUGGGCCAUAUCUGCGCUAUUUGCCAGUUUGAUAUUAUUCAAUCUGACCGCUUUGCUGCACACAAAUCUGCCACCAGAUCAGAAGCCAGUUAGUGGUUUAGAUUCAUUGCAUGAAUACACUAUUUGGCAUGAUCGUCGAAAACGAGAUCUUCCUAAUUCUGACUCAUCUCUUACGAUCAAAGAGGCGAAUACAGAUGUGAAAUAUGAUGGUGUUCCAGGCGAAUCAAUUCCUUCAAAAAUAAAGAAAGCAUUGUACUCGGCUCCUGGAAUUGGAGUUCUUCUUGGGAUCUGGCCGACAAUCGCUUUUUCGAAUAGUAUUGGAAUCAGAAAACUUUUCGCUUUAUAUUUAGCUGUUUCGGCAUUACUCACCGUAUUUCUUCCAUUGGCAGUGCCCUCAAAUUUCGUGACUUUCUUCGCUGUUCGUUUGCUGCAAGGAGUCCUGUUUUCGGUCGUUUUUCCAGUUAUCGGAAAUGUACUGGUUUAUUGGGGAACUCUCAACGAUCAGCUUCUUUUCCUCACAUCAACAUUCCUCUUUAUCGCUGUAAGUCGUCAAUAA